Molecule: messenger RNA, 2005 nt
Organism: Vigna radiata var. radiata (mung bean)
Lineage: Eukaryota; Viridiplantae; Streptophyta; Magnoliopsida; Fabales; Fabaceae
Product: heterogeneous nuclear ribonucleoprotein A3 homolog 2
Exons: 6
Coding region: 105-1169 (354 amino acids)
Biological process (GO): regulation of gene expression
Cellular component (GO): nucleoplasm
Molecular function (GO): RNA binding
Source: RefSeq, a predicted model, not a curated record
UCCACCGAAAACCUAGUUAGUGCUCUUUCUGUCUUUGUAUUGGCUCUGUUCUCUCUGUUCUCGCUCCAUAGCUCUCCGCACCCUGCAGAUCUCGAUCUGCAACAAUGGCUUCCAGAAAAUCUGACAACCCCCACUCUGGCGACGGCGCCAGUCCCGGGAAAAUCUUCAUCGGAGGGUUAGCCAAAGAAACCACCCUAGAAACGUUUGUGAAUUAUUUCGAAAAGUAUGGCGAGAUAACGGACUCCGUUAUCAUGAAGGACCGUCAAACGGGUCGACCCAGGGGCUUCGGGUUCAUCACCUAUGCGGAUCCCUCCGUCGUUGACCAAGUCAUUCAGGAGAACCACAUCAUCAGCGGCAAACAGGUUGAAAUCAAGAGGACCAUUCCCAAGGGUUCGUCGCAGGCUACCGACUUCAAAACCAAGAAAAUCUUCGUCGGCGGUAUUCCAACAUCAGUAUCCGAAGAUGAGUUCAAGAACUUCUUCUCCAAGUAUGGAAAGGUGGUAGAGCAUGAGAUUAUACGGGACCACACCACAAAGCGAUCAAGGGGGUUCGGCUUUAUAGUAUUUGAUAGUGAAAAGGUUGUGGAUAAUAUUUUGGCAGAUGGGAACAUGAUUGAUAUGGCUGGUACUCAGGUUGAGAUCAAGAAGGCUGAACCAAAGAAAUCCUCAAACCCAGCUUCUCUUGCUCCGUUUGCUAGUGACUCUAGGGCACGUUCUUACAAUGAUGGAUUCGGUGGAUUUGGUGAUUCUUAUGGAAGUUUUGGCGGAAGUGGGUAUGGUCCUGGUUCUUAUAGGUCACUUGGUGGAGGGUUUGGGGGUAGGCUUGGUGAUUAUGGUGGGUAUGGGGCUGGAGAUGACUUUGGUGGUAGUUUUGGGGGCUAUGGUGGCGGUGGUGGUGGUGGCUAUGCUGGCUUUCGAGGAGAAUCGUCAUUUGGCUACUCUAGUCGCUAUGGAUCGUACAUGGGUGGUCUUGGUACUGGUUAUGGCAACAGUGGGUUAGGUGCAUAUGGACGAGGUGUUGGGGGCUAUGGGAGCUAUGGUGGUCCAGGAACUGGUGGGGGCUAUGAAACAGGCCCGGCUGCUGGUUAUGGUGGAGCUGGAGGGGGUGGAGUGUAUCCCAGUAGGGGAAGCUAUGGUGGCAGUAGUCGUUACCAUCCAUACACAAGAUAGUUUGAUUACUAAGCUUUGCAGUAGAAUUUGCAUGCAGGUUUAAGCAUUUUCUAGACACAAAGCACUUACUGCAGGUGACCACUAUCUAGAAGUCAGAAGAGCCACUAGCAUGUCUGUUUAUCUAAUGCUUAGACAACCGAAGGUAGAAACAACAUCAGUCUAGAGCUUCCCGAGCAUCAUCAAUCUAGAGAUUCCCAUCAGUUAUCAGCCUAUACGAUUUUAGAUAGGCACAUUGUGCUUUUGUGAUAUUCAGAUGUUUGCAACUUAGUCUGUCAAUUCUGGUUAUAAUAUUUAGUUAGAAUCGUGGUGGAGUUGUGUGAUUGUGUAUUAUUGUAGGUCAUACUAGAAAUUUGUUUGAAAGAGUACUUGUUCUCCAUCUUUCCUUAAGUUGUGUUUGGCUAGCCAAUGUUAAAGAUGCUGACUAAACCUUUUCAGGUAAAACUAGUUGAUGCAGUUGCUGUGAUUUAGUUACAUGCCUAGUUAGAUCAUAUCCAUGAGAUAGAUCUUAAUUAGUCUCGAGAGGGUGUUCUCAUGUCACUCUUAAGGGCUCUUUUGACUGCAAUCCGUCUUAGCAUUCGGAAAUUGGAUCAUAGAGAGGCAGAUUUUACUAAUAUGAACUCUUUCUCUAAGACCCUUAAGAUGUUUAGUAGAUAUUUUCUCCAUGUACAGAGGGGAGUAAAUUCAGAAACUACAUGACGUUGCCAGUUAGACAUUUUAUAUCCGGUGAUACCUCUGCACUUAAAUAUGAGGAAAGUUAACUAGUUUCAAACUUCUCAAGAAUAUUAAGUCAUUUAAUGUUUUCAUUUUCAUAUAAUAAAUAAGUAUUUUAUUCUAAA